Messenger RNA from Choloepus didactylus (southern two-toed sloth), 2046 nucleotides. RefSeq names its product calcium voltage-gated channel auxiliary subunit gamma 3 (gene CACNG3). The transcript is spliced from 4 exons. Gene Ontology annotation, molecular function: voltage-gated calcium channel activity; channel regulator activity. The record is from RefSeq and is a predicted model, not a curated record. Lineage: Eukaryota; Metazoa; Chordata; Mammalia; Pilosa; Megalonychidae. Gene Ontology annotation, biological process: regulation of AMPA receptor activity; positive regulation of synaptic transmission, glutamatergic; calcium ion transport. Gene Ontology annotation, cellular component: AMPA glutamate receptor complex; postsynaptic density membrane. Bases 566 to 1513 code for a protein of 315 amino acids.
GGGGGUGUCGGGAGCAGGCGGAGAGCUUUCCUGGGAGGCUGGGGAAGCAGUGAACACUCUUCUCAGCGACUCGCCUCCCAGCAGUGCUAUUUUUUGCCAUCCGCCCUCACCCCCAGCACACGCGCUCGCACACACAGGCACGCACGCACACACACACAGACCUCUCUGGAUUUCUUUGCUUUGAGUCUCCCGGGGCUGUGAGGAGCCAGGCGCAUCUCAGACCGAGCUGGCAGCUCCCAGCUUGGGAGCCAUGUCCUGCACGGACCCUCAUCCUUACCAAGCUCGUGAGGAAUGAAAGGAACCCAGGGAACCUCACAAGGCAGCAGUGAUGUGGACCAAACCCCUGGAGCCUGCACCCUUCCGAGGGCCAUAGGCGACCCGGGGAACUGGAGAGAGCUCCAGACAGGAAAUCCCAGCGUUCCCAAAGUCCCUGUGGAUGCUGACAAAAGGAGACCUGAAUUGUUGGAAGAGCCUGCCCUAGGUUAGCCAGCUGCAGAGUGAUUUUCCCCUCUGGCACUGAACCUCUCCCUCCAACCCCCAGCAGUCCAGAGUACCAUGAAGAAUUAUGAGGAUGUGUGACAGAGGUAUCCAGAUGUUGAUCACCACUGUGGGAGCCUUUGCAGCUUUUAGUUUAAUGACCAUUGCAGUGGGCACGGACUACUGGUUAUAUUCCAGAGGUGUGUGCAGGACUAAAUCUACAAGUGAUAAUGAAACCAGCAGGAAGAAUGAAGAAGUAAUGACCCAUUCGGGGCUGUGGAGGACCUGCUGCCUAGAAGGGGCUUUCCGAGGAGUGUGCAAGAAAAUCGAUCACUUCCCUGAAGAUGCUGACUAUGAACAAGAUACAGCUGAGUAUCUGCUGCGGGCUGUGAGAGCCUCCAGUGUCUUCCCCAUCCUCAGCGUCACGCUGCUGUUCUUUGGCGGGCUCUGUGUGGCAGCCAGCGAGUUCCACCGCAGCAGGCACAAUGUCAUCCUCAGCGCGGGCAUCUUUUUUGUUUCCGCAGGCUUAAGCAACAUCAUCGGCAUCAUAGUUUAUAUAUCAGCAAAUGCUGGAGACCCUGGGCAACGUGACUCCAAAAAAAGCUACUCUUAUGGCUGGUCCUUCUAUUUCGGAGCCUUCUCAUUCAUCAUUGCAGAAAUUGUGGGAGUGGUGGCUGUGCACAUCUAUAUUGAAAAACAUCAGCAGUUACGUGCCAAAUCCCACUCGGAGUUCCUGAAGAAGUCUACUUUUGCCCGCCUUCCACCCUAUAGGUAUAGAUUCCGGAGGCGAUCAAGCUCUCGCUCCACAGAACCCAGAUCCCGAGACCUGUCCCCCAUCAGCAAAGGCUUCCACACCAUCCCCUCCACUGACAUCUCAAUGUUCACCCUCUCCCGGGACCCCUCAAAGAUCACCAUGGGGACCCUCCUCAACUCUGACCGGGACCACACUUUUCUACAGUUCCACAAUUCCACUCCCAAAGAGUUCAAAGAUUCACUGCAUAAUAAUCCGGCCAACAGGCGCACCACGCCGGUCUGAACUGACCUCUGACCUCUGCCCCGCGGCCAGUGCAGUCCUUGGGGAAGUGUACAGAGAUGCCUCUGAGGUUGCAUGGCAUGGUCCUAGUGAUGGUAUUACUUUUUAUAAAGAAUGAAACCAAAUGGACUCGGCCCUUUCCCACACUUUACCCCUCACUCCCCAAGUCCCGGCCCCUCCAUUCCUGACUCUCCAAGCCAAUCCCUUAAUGUCAUUCCUCUCUGUGUAUCUGUGCCAGAUGUUUUCCUUUCUUCCUUCUUUACUGGAAGGACCUCCACAUUCUUCCCUCCUUGGAAGAGGACUUCACUAAAAGUCAAGGGUGGUGGCUGGGGGGAUUCCCGAAUCCCCAUCAGGGCGUGCGUAGAUGUACCCAUUGUCCACCCACACAAAUCCUCAGGAAACCAACCACCUAGGUGGCCCUGAGGGAGGUAUCCACCUUUACAUUUUAGAAAAACAUGACCAGAAAUCAAAGAUGUCAGAGCCCCAAAGCAGCUAAUGUAAUAAGCACUCAUAUUAUUAAAGGUUUUGCCUUGUAA